Vigna umbellata (rice bean) is the source of this 2474-nucleotide messenger RNA. The record is from RefSeq and is a predicted model, not a curated record. Lineage: Eukaryota; Viridiplantae; Streptophyta; Magnoliopsida; Fabales; Fabaceae.
UUCUUUCCUGAGGUGUCUGAAUUUUUUUCUUUCUUUUGUCCAAUAAUAGCAAGACCCUUAAUUUUCCACAAUGGGGAGUUACAGCAAGUGAGGGAAGCACUUUUCACAAGUCUUCCCGUUUGUAUGGUCCAAGUCUUCACCUCUUUAGCUUGGAAAUUGUUGGCUUUCCCUUCUUUGACCCGUUCCACUCUGUUUUUUCUCUCUCCCAUUCACUUCCACACUAUCAUCUGAACACUGAAAGAGUAGAGUUUCCGGAAAGGUUCUUGGGGUUUCCUGAAUUGGGUUGUCAGAAAACCAAGGCUGUUCAUGGAAGCGUAGUAGUGCUAUGGGGUUUGUAUGCUUUGCCGUUGCUUAGAUUGUAUAGUCAUCUUGGUGAGGUGUCUGCAUUACUUUCUCUUGGCUUGUGUUUAGGAUCUUGGUGAAGAUGGUGCUGCAUAGCCGGAUUUUCAGUUACCAUGUUGUUAGUUUCUUGUUGCUGAUUAGUUGUGGCAUGAACUAUGGAACCGAUACUGAUAUUUUCUGCCUACAAAGUAUAAAAGAUGCCCUUGAGGAUCCCAAUAACUAUUUGAAGUUUUCUUGGGAUUUCAACAACAAAACUGAAGGGUUCAUAUGUAGGUUUAUUGGGGUUGAGUGUUGGCACCCUGAUGAGAACAGGGUCUUGAAUCUCAAACUGUCAAAUAUGGGACUCAAGGGCCAGUUUCCUCGUGCCAUUCAAAAUUGCUCUAGCUUAACUGGGUUAGACCUUUCAAUUAACAAACUCUCUGGAACCAUUCCGGGAGAUAUAUCUACUCUUGUACCAUUUGUGACCUCUUUUGACCUUUCUUCAAAUGAAUUUUCUGGGGCGAUUCCGGUGACUCUUUCAAAUUGCACCUUUCUCAAUAGCCUUAGACUUGAUCAGAACAGACUCACUGGUCAAAUUCCUCUACAAUUUGGUAUUCUCCCACGGCUCAAGACCUUUUCUGUGUCUAACAAUCUUUUGACGGGGCAAGUUCCAAGCUUUAACUCUUCAGUUUCAGUGAAUUAUGCAAAUAAUCAAGGCCUGUGUGGAGGUAAUGGAUUGGGGUCUUGCCAAGCCAAGAAUUCUAAGAGUAACAUGGCUGUUAUUGCUGGAGCUGCUGCAGGUGGGGUGACUCUUGCAGCAUUAGGAUUGGCUGUUGCAAUGUUUUUCUUCGUGCGACGUGUUUCUGUCAAGAAGAAGGAAGAGGACCCUGAAGGAAACAAAUGGGCAAGAAGUCUAAAAGGAACUAAACAAAUUAAGGUUUCUAUGUUUGAGAAAUCAAUCUCAAAAAUGAAGUUGAUCGAUCUCAUGAAGGCUACUAACAACUUCAGUAAUAGCAAUAUCAUUGGGUCAGGAAGAACAGGAACUGUUUACAAAGCUGUGCUUGGUGAUGGAACAACAUUUAUGGUAAAGAGAUUACAGGAAUCUCAGUACACUGAAAAGGAAUUCAUGUCUGAGAUGGGUACACUAGGGACUGUCAAACAUCGCAAUCUUGUUCCUCUUUUAGGCUUUUGCAUGGCCAAAAAGGAGAGGCUUUUGGUCUAUAAAAACAUGCCAAAUGGCAAUCUGCAUGACCAACUCCAUCCUGCAGAUGGUGUGAGCACCCUUGACUGGACUACAAGACUCAAAAUUGCAAUUGGAGCAGCCAAAGGGUUUGCAUGGCUUCAUCAUAGCUGCAACCCCCGAAUCAUCCACCGAAACAUAAGCUCAAAGUGCAUCUUGUUGGAUGCAGAAUUUGAGCCAAAAAUUUCUGAUUUCGGCCUUGCCAGACUGAUGAACCCAAUUGAUACUCAUUUGAGUACUUUUGUAAAUGGGGAGUUUGGUGAUUUGGGUUAUGUUGCUCCUGAGUACACAAGAACUUUGGUUGCUACACCCAAGGGGGAUGUUUAUAGCUUUGGGACUGUUCUUCUUGAGUUGGUGACUGGUGAAAGACCCACCAAUGUGGCUAAAGCUCCAGAAACUUUUAAAGGAAAUCUGGUAGAAUGGAUCACAGAGCUAACAAACAAUGGAAAACUCCAUAAUGCCAUUGAUGAAUCAUUAGUCAGCAAGGAAGUUGACAGUGAGCUUUUCCAAUUUCUGAAGAUUGCAUGCAACUGUGUUCUGCCAACUCCAAAGGAGAGGCCAACCAUGUUUGAAGUGUAUCAGUUUUUAAGAGCCAUUGGUGCUAGAUACAAUUUCACAACUGAUGAUGAGAUAUUGGUACCUACUGAUAAUGGUGAUGCUGAUAACAUGGAGGAACUCAUUGUAGCUCGGGAAUGAAGUUAUUGAAAGGUAUAGUAUUUGUCAUUAGUAUUAUAUUUUACUGUGUAAUUAUAUAUCUCUUACUUUGUCGUCCUAAAAUAAAUGUUAGUGAUGUAUGUAGGUUGAGGAUCUAGAUUCAGUUGUGUGCUAUUGACAUUGAAAAAUCAGUGUAAGAUCAUCAAUCAUGGUGUAGAUAUAGUUGAGUUACUUCUUUCUAAUCAUUAUCUUAAUCUGA